Molecule: messenger RNA, 2016 nt
Organism: Oikopleura dioica
Lineage: Eukaryota; Metazoa; Chordata; Appendicularia; Copelata; Oikopleuridae
Source: the annotation of a GenBank genome assembly
AUGGAGCGGAUGGAGAGUCCGAUCCAAUCCGACGACGAAGAUCCAGCCGACGCUGGAAACUUGACGGAACAGCAGACGGAAGCGCUAUUUGGGGGCGGCGUAUUCGACAAGAAAAGGGAUCACAAAGAGAUCAUGCUCGACGUUAUCGCAAAAUCCAAAAAGCACAAGUUCGAAAGACAGCAGCAGAAAGAAGCGCAGCAAAACGACUUUGAGAAAUUGGACUCAAGCUAUUCGAGCAUCCUCAAAUUGACGAGUAAAAUGACGCGGACGAACGAUGAUAAAUACGAAGACAAGAAAGAGUUGGGAAAAGACUCAUUCCAGCGGUUGAUGAGGGAGAUGACCUUCGAAGGAAAAAUACAGCCUGGUCAAAGGGCGAAGUCGCAAGCGGAGGUUCUCGAAGCGGCGAAUAAAGAACGAUUGGAACGUAUUACCGCGGCAAAGGCGCGAAUGGAAGACGACGAAGAAGACACACUCAUCGAGAAUAACUUCGAAAGUGUAGAAACGAUUCACCAGAAGACGGAAGAGCGGAAAGAAGUUGAGCCUAUCGCGUAUUCAAUGGAGACGGGCGAGCUCAUUAAUCAUAGAGAGGAACUCUCGGAAGCGCUCAGAAACAUUCGAAAGACGGAAUCAGAUGAAGAAAUGGACGAAGAAGACGACGAGGAGGAAUUUGAAGAAAGUGGGGAAGAAAGCGGCGACGAAAAUAUGGAUGAGGAAGAUGAUGAACAAGAAGAAGAGAGUGAGAAUGAAGAACAAGCGGAGCAGACUAAAGUAAAUAUUGACGAAAUCGCCGAAGAAAAGGAGGAAUCGGAGAAGGAGAAACUACCGACCCUUCUUGACGCGAUUGACAAGUCAACGGAAAUGCUCUCCUCAGACAAAAAUUUCCGGAAGAAUUUAAUGACGUACAACAACGCGGGACGCAUCAAACUUCUGAAACAGCUAGCAGCAUCGACGAUAUCUGGAAAUGAAGCUGAACGACAGGCUCGUUUGUUGUCGCUUUUCCAAUACACUGUGCUUAGAAUAAUGAAGAAGGAAGUGUUUGACGAAAAUGGAGAAUCUGUGAUGCCCAUUUUAUUUGAUAUUUCCGAGAAGUGCAAGGCCUGCGGUGGAAGCGUACUCCAGAUUGUCCGAGAAUUUGCCGAUAAGCCUGUCUCGAUUGAGUUUGUCCGUCUCCUCCGGCUAGCUUUCACUCUCUACAGUGUUUCCGACUUUUCCCACCCCAUAACCCUCCCUCUUCAAAUGGUCGCGAUAAGAAUGCUGAGCAAAAUCAGAGCAAGAAACAUCAAUGAUAUUGCCCUUGGAUUAUAUCUUUGCGGAUUGCUUUUGAAAUCAAUUAGGCUGAGUAACCGUUUCAUUCCGGAAGUGGUGAUCUAUCUCGAGUCUGUUUUGAAUCUGACGCUGUUCUCUGACGAGAGAAGCAAGCGUAUCCUCCCCAGCUUUCGUUUGUCUAACUUGAAAUUUUCCAUCGCAGAGGAAGACGAAUCGAAAGUUCUUGAUGUUUCGACUCCGACACACACUUCAAUCAUAAAAACUGCCGUCAGAUUAGUAACAAGGGCUGCUUCUAUUCGAAAGGUUGUCUCCAGCCAGGAGAUCUUCAGCCCAUUUAAACAACUCGUGGAGGAAUUGCCUUUGGACGACGAAGAAAAGAACGAAGUCAACGAGGCAAUCGAAAAUGCCUGCAAGACUACAAAAACUUAUUUAUGUAAAAAGAAGAAAGUAACCGGAAUAAAAAUGUACGAUCCAAAGAUCGACUUUGACGGAGAUGCUCGCGCGUCUGUCUCACGAAAGGCGAAAUCUGUGAAGAGACUGGCAGAUCAGCUAAAGAAGGAAAAGAAAUCGACACUGAAGAAAUUGAAAGACGACAGCAGAUACCUUGCGGAGCAAAAGCUUCGAAAGCAGAAGGCCCUCGACGAUCAAAGAAAGCGAAAGACAAAGGCAUUAUUGGGUUCCCUGGCGAAUCAAGAAGGAGAAACGAAAGCCUUUUCAAAGAAAAAAUUCAAUCUUUUCCCGAAACUGUAA